AUGUGUGGAGCGAAUCGAGAUCUUUUUCAGUUCUGUCAUAAACAUGACAAGCGAAUCGAGAUCAGGUAUUUUAAAGACGGCAAAAGCAGUAUCGCUGGUGUGUAUCUUGAUGAUGAAUGUUUUGGUUCUGGUCGUGCUGAGAAUAAAGAUAUAGCAAAGCUGAUUGCUGUUAAGGAAGCAUUAAGAAAGUUGGCUGAAGUUAUGCCCAUUGAUAUGGUAAUUGAUGAGGAUAGUGUUGAGAUUUACCUUGAAGAUGCCAAAAGGAAGUUGUUUGAGAUUUGCUCCAAACAAAAAUGGCCCAAACCUAUUUACAGUGUUGAGGAAGAAGGAGGGCCGGUAAAUAGGAAAGGAUUUGUUUGUUCAGUUUAA
Messenger RNA from Microthlaspi erraticum, 369 nucleotides. NCBI's taxonomy places the organism in Eukaryota, Viridiplantae, Streptophyta, Magnoliopsida, Brassicales, Brassicaceae. The record is from the annotation of a GenBank genome assembly.